Messenger RNA from Fusarium poae, 162 nucleotides. RefSeq lists its product as uncharacterized. The coding region runs from base 1 to 162 and encodes 53 amino acids. The transcript is spliced from 2 exons. The record is from RefSeq and is a predicted model, not a curated record. Lineage: Eukaryota; Fungi; Ascomycota; Sordariomycetes; Hypocreales; Nectriaceae.
AUGCCUUCCAUUCUGAACAGACAGCCGCACAAGAGCCACGACCUUCCUGACGUGAGACUGUCUUCAGUAUCUGUAGCCGAAUCUCUGGCGGCAGCGAAGCCCAAGAAGAGCCUGACAUCGUUAUUAGACUUUUUCGUGAUCUGCUCUGGUCGCCGAGUUUAG